Molecule: messenger RNA, 885 nt
Organism: Odobenus rosmarus divergens (Pacific walrus)
Lineage: Eukaryota; Metazoa; Chordata; Mammalia; Carnivora; Odobenidae
Gene: CDRT4
Product: CMT1A duplicated region transcript 4
Exons: 2
Coding region: 1-498 (165 amino acids)
Source: RefSeq, a predicted model, not a curated record
AUGGAGAUGAUCAAUGCAAGAAAGAUAAAGACAGAAGAAGAACUCACAGAGAACAUCGGGCUUCCCGUGAAUGUGCUUGAGAAACACAGCCCUUGGCCAGCCUAUGUCACAUAUGUGUCCCCGAUGGUGAAAAGACUCGUUGAGAAAAGCAAAGCUAGAGAUCUGGAAUGCAUGCAAGCACUCGAGGAAAGCCAACGGACAUCGAGGCAGAGCAAACCAGCCAGCAUCACUCAGCUGAAAAGGAGAAAGUCACCUAAGUGCUCUGGAACCUUGGUGUUGAAGGACUUGGGGUCAGAGACCAUGUUAUCCAUGUGGAGCUCAUACUCCAUGCCGGCCAUGGGUCCUACCACUAUCUCAGAGCCAAGGCACUUUCAUACGGAUGCCAGAGAAAAUCCCACUGCAAACUAUAACAAGAUCAUCUUCUCUCGAAAACUCAUGAUGAAGAUGCUUCCAUACAGCUCCCUUCUAGCCAGCAAGGAGAAACAUUCAAAUAUUUAGCAGGGAGUCCCUGCAGUCAUCCCCCCCUCCCGCUCCUCCACCCAAGAUUGUACAGCAAUUAAGCUCCAUUUGUCGCAAAUUUCACUAUGUCCUUUAAAUGUGAACUUGCCCCUGCUUGUGCAGAGGUUGGCUUAGAUAAAUCAGAUCUGAAUGUGGGCUGUGGGUGGGCAGGUAUAUCCCCUCCAGCAUCAUAGUCAGAUGGGGUUGGGAAGCCCCACGCUCUAGUUCUUGCCAUAGAUGCUUAGAACCUGAGAGUGAAUGAGUCCCAGUCCAGGCAGGACACAGAAAUCACACCAGUUACUAUGCCAGAGAUAAUCUGAUAGAAAGAAUUUCUAACCAGGUAACUGAAAAUGUGGGAAGAGAACCCAAGGGUAUUAGUGGCGGUAG